AUGGCAAAAUUCGCAGCAGAGUCUCCGCGUCUGUGGCUGCAGCCCCUGAGUCUAGAUCACCUAGAAGACUUUCAUGCCAUCAUGACUGAUGCCACCGGCCUGAAAUUCUCAAAACCAUCCCCAAACAUUGAUGACACCAAAUCCCUUCUCCAAAAAUGGACUCCAUCGCCGGAGAAACCGUGGAUCGACAACUAUGCCAUCAUCCUUCGCUCAAAUAGCCACGACGAAGUGAAAGUAAAAAUGAUAGGAACAGUUGGAACAGUUCGAGUUCCCCAAGGAUUAGAAGAUGCGGCUGAGGUUGCGUAUGGAAUUCAUUCCGAUUUUUGGGGACAGGGCUAUGCAAGUGAGGCUUUGGGAAUGUUUGUCGCGUUGUAUUGCGCUGAUGGAAGAGAAAGAUUACAGGGGAAGAAACAUUUGGUGGCAAAAAUUGACCCGGAGAACCCGGCUAGUGAAAGAGUUGUGCAGAAGGUGGGUUUUGAGAAAGGAGAGACUGUGGAUGGCGGGUAUACUAGGGGUGGGGACGAGGCAGGAAGAGACAAGAGCGAGUAUGUUUGGUGGGUUUUAAAACGUUCUUGA
Molecule: messenger RNA, 576 nt
Organism: Hyaloscypha bicolor E
Lineage: Eukaryota; Fungi; Ascomycota; Leotiomycetes; Helotiales; Hyaloscyphaceae
Product: acyl-CoA N-acyltransferase
Exons: 3
Coding region: 1-576 (191 amino acids)
Molecular function (GO): acyltransferase activity, transferring groups other than amino-acyl groups
Source: RefSeq, a predicted model, not a curated record